AAUGGUGGAUUGGCUCAUAAAUACCUUAAGAAUUUAGCUCUAUCUCCUAUAGGCCCAGAUAAACUAAAGACUAAAUUAGUGUAUGAAGUUGAUUUCAUUACUCGUCAACACUUGCAUAGGUGGACUACACAAAGUGAAGUUGAUGUCAAAGAAGCAUGUGGAAUUGUAAUCAUUUCUUAACUCAUGAACCAUUACAUCUCUUUCUUUAAUUUAAUAUUCCGUUAGUUUCAUGAUAAGUGAUAGUAUUUUUAACUUGAUCAUACCCUUAAGAAAAUUACUCAUUCCCAGAAAGUAAAAAGUAUUUUUACUAAGGUUCCUUAAUCAAAUGUCGUGAAAAAAAUAGCUCGUUAAUGAUUUCAUGGUUAUGUAAAACUACAUUUAUUUAAGUAAAAGUAGAAUCGGAAGAAAAAUCAAUGCCUUCUAGAUUUUGUGAAACACUACUUAUUUUGAAAUAAAAUGAAAAGGUUAAAGUACCCCUUCCGUAUUAUGAAACGGAAAGGGUACUUUAUCUCAAUUUAUGUGUCGGUAUUUGAAUUUCGAAAGUUAAACGAGUUUUUCUUUGAUCGUAAUUUUUUCAUAUAUUUUUUAAAUAUUUUAAAUUAUUAAUUAAUGUGAUUUAUAGUACUUUUUAUGUAGUUUUCAAAUAUGUAAGUUUUAUUUGAAAAAAACACUUAAGGAUUUUAUGUCUAAAUUUAUGAUCACAAUUUUGAAAUUUGUCGCCCGAAAUUCGAACUAUAACACAUAAACUGCGAUAGGAAGCAUAUAUUUGCUGCUUACUUAGUUGUUUUUUCCUAUAAUAUAGAUGUUGUUCAUAUUUAUUGCGAAAAAAAUCCUUGGUAUGAAUGAAGAAGAGGCAUUGAAACUAAGAGGACAUUACAAAGUCUUUGCCAAUGGCUUUCUCUCUUUUCCAAUUAAUUUGCCUGGAACAGCUUUCCAUUCCAGUUUGCAGGGGCGUAAAAGUGCUAUAAAGAUGAUCAAAGACGUUUUCAAGAAAAGGAGGUCAUCCAAGGAGAAAGCAAAUGAGCAAGACUUCAUAGAUUAUUUACUUCAAGAAAUAGAGAAUGAAGAGACAUUUAUAACUGAAGAAAUUGCAGUGGAUUUAAUUUUCAUUGUUAUAUUUGCGGCCCAUGAAAAUACUUCUUCAACCAUGACACGACUCUUUAAAUACCUCACAGAGUAUCCUGAUGUUUUAAGACAACUAAAGGAAGAACAUGAGAACAUACUUAGAAAUCGAGAAGAUAAGUAUGCUCCAAUUUCAUGGAUUGAAUACAAGUCCACGAUCUUCACACAUAAGGUUACAAAUGAAACACUAAGGCUUGCAAAUAUCGCCUCGGGAAAAUUCAGAAAAGUACUAAAGGAUGUGGAAAUCAACGGAUAUACGAUUCCUAAAGGAUGGACAAUGGUCGUGUGUGCACAAUCAAUCCAUUUAGAUGCAAACAAGUAUGAGAACCCCCUUGAAUUUAAUCCAUCGCGAUGGAAGGAUGAAGAACUACAUAGUGUAUCCAAAACAUUUGUGGCGUUUGGUGGAGGAAACAGAAUGUGUGUUGGAGCUAAUCUCUCAAAGAUGCAAAUAUCCAUUUUCCUCCACUAUUUGAUGACAAGUUAUAGGUGGAAAGUUUCAAAUAAAGGAAACAUUACACGACAACCAAAUUUGAACUUUGACGAUGGGAUACGUAUUCAAGUCCUUGAGAUUCAACGAGAAAAUAACAAAGAAAUUAUUACUCAAGUUGAAGGAGUUUAAUACCCCAGGGUCCUUUUAUUUUCUUUAAUAUUGUUUGGGCUGCGCCCCAUCUAUCUUUUUCAUGUACAUUAUCAGUUAAUAAAAUUGUUAAUUCCCGUAAAUUUUCAUUUACUUUUAGUUUAUAUAUUAUGUCCCACGUUGUGCUAACUGUUUGUGUUAUGUGUUGGAAAUGAUAAAA
Molecule: messenger RNA, 1919 nt
Organism: Lycium barbarum (goji berry)
Lineage: Eukaryota; Viridiplantae; Streptophyta; Magnoliopsida; Solanales; Solanaceae
Product: cytochrome P450 87A3-like
Exons: 7
Coding region: 803-1741 (312 amino acids)
Biological process (GO): sterol metabolic process
Molecular function (GO): heme binding; monooxygenase activity; iron ion binding
Source: RefSeq, a predicted model, not a curated record